CAACCCCAGCGUCGCGGGCUGCGUGGGAUGCUCUGGGCCUUUCUUUGAGCGCCCCGGGGUGGGGGGAAUAGGAUGGGGACGAAAAUGGACGGAUCUGGCGCUCACCCGGCCAGGUGCUGGGCCCAGACGAGACCCGGGCACGCCCGGCGCGGCCCGCUGGGAUCCGGGCCCACAUCGCCUCCUUGCCGGGGGAGAGCCGACCACUGUUGGUCACCUGCUGGCCCCAGCGGAGGCUCCGCUUCCAAUGAGAAGGGAGAUGGGUACCAGAGAGGGGUAUCGAACUCGGGGUGGGACCAGGAGCGGCAGUGCAGGAGCCGCUACCGCCACACCGGAGACGCACAUCACACAAAACACGCGCACACACACAGGAAGAGUCACCGAGCGGUGGCCGCAGGCACUGGCCACAGGCCGAGUUUCCAAAGUAAUGGAGGGGAAAGUUCCAGUCGCAGCGCUGAGAAGCGAUCAGCUGAAGAAGAAGCUGCAGACCUCCCAACAAAGCCUACAAAGAUCUCCAAGUUUGGAUUUGCCAUAGGUAGUCAGACGACAAAGAAAGCCUCGGCCAUAUCCAUCAAACUUGGAUCAAGUAAGCCUAAAGAAACUGUUCCAACUCUUGCUCCAAAAACUCUUUCAGUAGCAGCAGCUUUUAAUGAAGAUGAAGAUAGUGAACCAGAGGAAAUGCCUCCAGAAGCAAAGAUGAGGAUGAAGAAUAUUGGAAGGGAUACACCAACAUCAGCAGGACCAAACUCCUUCAAUAAAGGAAAGCAUGGUUUUUCUGAUAACCAGAAGCUAUGGGAGCGAAAUAUAAAAUCUCAUCUUGGAAAUGUCCAUGACCAAGACAAUUAAAUGAUGUGUUUUGAAAUUGGGUGUGGGGUGGGUGUAAAGUUAAAAGGAACAGUUUCCUUUUUUAAAGAAUGGUAUAAGACUAUCUUUGGAGCCGCCUUUUUUUUUUUUUAAAGAUUGAGUGGUACACUAAUAAAUGAGAGUUUGAAAUUAGAGGUAAUUUAUGUUUUAUAUACAGAUUUCAAGACAUUUGCUAAUUUUGUAGUUUCAUGUGAUUAGUUUCCAAAGGUUACAGAUAAUAAAAAAAUCAGAAAUGGUACCUUUCUAAGAAUUGCAUAUUUUUUUAGACGCAAUUAUUAGCACAUUAGGAGGGACGCAAAAAGCUAUUGUCUAUUUAAACUGCAAGCAAUUACUCUUAACUCCCUUAUUACACUGAAGUGUUUGGCUCCCAGGAACAGCCUUAUAGAGAGGGAGUAUUGUAUUGGGAGGAAAAUGUUACUGGACUAUUGACUGAAAGUACAUUAGAUAAAAUUAAAAUACAGCCUUUUUUUUUUUUUCCUAAUGGGCAUUUGUUUCGUUUCAAGUCAUCAAAAACUAGGUAUUGCAUUACUAUCAGUUGGUACAGAUGCUUAGCUCUUGAAAAAAAAAUUUUUUUUUAAUUUUAUGUAAAUUGUUGAGUAUUUGAAAUAGCCCACUUCACCUUAACGGGUCUUGUCUACCUUCAUUAGUCUUCAAAGACCAUUUGCUACCAAAGUAAAUCAGUAUUUUGAAUGUGCUUCUCUUCGUUUUUGUUACUAGUUAGUUGCUGCAAGCAUUUCCACCAGAUCUUGAGGCAAAUCAUAAGGAAGCUGUUUCUUUUAAAAUACAAACCACCACCAAAAAUUUAAAUGUACAUAAUACUUAAAUAUGUGGCUGUUUUUAUUUUUUAAAAAGUAGAAACACCAAAAAGACAACAUUGUAUGAAGAUGAAAAUGAGAAAGAUGCACUUUCUGUAACUUUGUUAAAGCUUAAUUUAAGUUACUAACUUGUGAAAGCAAAUUUGAUUUGAACUUAAUACAAGAAUUCUUUAUUUUAGGACAGUACUGUGGUUUAUUUGAGUGUAUACAUAUUAACCAAUGGCCUCUCAAAAGCACAUUUUAGGUACUGAAGAUAAAAAGAAAAUGCAUCUUUAAACAUAUUUUAUGGAAUCUUUUGACCACAUAUACGUUGUUAGAUCUGUGUAUUGUAGGUUUUUUUUUUUAAUUUUUGUAUAUGAAUUCUUUUUUAAUGUGAUAGUUAAACACAUCUUUAAAAACCUAGUCACAGAUAAAAGAAACAAAAAUUGAAAAUUCCUGCAAUGUUUAAUUUGGAGGCAGCUUCAGACUAUUUUAUUGGUGGGAACUACUCACCAAGCUCUUUUAAUAAGUAAUAACUCCAGAGAAGCAGCCUGUAUAUAUUCCUAACACUUGUUCAUUUGCAUUUAAGUUUAGAGUAAGCCCCAAGUAAAACAAUGGAAAUGUAUAUAGAACUAUUAGUUCUUACAUGAUUUAAUUAUAUCAAGAUACAUGAAUUUAACUUGCUUUAAUGUAGGCAAACUUUCCACUUUUGUCCAUUUUACUGUUUAUGUUAAAAUAACAUCCCUCUCCUACAUAUUCUUUUCUUGACUCAAAUAUUAGCCUAAGGUCAAGAUGGGAGAGAAACGACUGAGAUGAAUGUCUUUACUAAAAUACCAAUAAAUUUGUCAAACUCAA
Molecule: messenger RNA, 2510 nt
Organism: Panthera uncia (snow leopard)
Lineage: Eukaryota; Metazoa; Chordata; Mammalia; Carnivora; Felidae
Gene: PCNP
Product: PEST proteolytic signal containing nuclear protein
Exons: 5
Coding region: 73-843 (256 amino acids)
Biological process (GO): protein ubiquitination; proteasome-mediated ubiquitin-dependent protein catabolic process
Cellular component (GO): nucleus
Source: RefSeq, a predicted model, not a curated record